AAGAAUAUUUUCCCUGAGACUAUCAUGUGUUUGGUCAAAUAAUGUUUACAAUUUGAGUUUAUAUCUGCAAUUUAAUAAUUUAUUUUUACCAUGUUACUAAACUCAUGUGUCGGUAGAUUUGUUAAUCUACAAUUAUCGGUUUGCUCAUCUAUUAAAGGAUCAUUGCAGUCUGGAUCUACAAUCAGCUGGGUUCGUAAUUUUCAAACAACUAGCUGUUUGCACAAAGUAGUGGUAGCUCGUCCAAAGAAAACAAAGAGAAGGACCAAUCCCGUAACAUAUGAAGAGAUUCAUCCUCCGCAUUUUAUUGCUGUCCGCAAGGGAUUCAAUUCGUUAAAUACAUCUAAUUUACUGGCAGGAACAAGGUCUGGUGAAACUGCUAUCGAAGAUAUGUUCAUCAGGAAAUUUAUUGAAGGUACAUGGCAUCGUCUUUUACUGGGAAAGCUGAUCAUCAAAAGGAGGGCUAAUUUAAUUAUUCUUUCUGGUUUCUUUCAUCAAUCUUUGGCUCCAUCCAAAUUUUAUUUCCUCCAAGGAUAUACCGAAGAAAUCUUAGCUUAUGUUCUUAAAUGUCCGGUGAAAAUGGAAAUAAUGACGUGCUCUGACCGUAAAGCUCUUGUAGUGACCCACGUAUAAAUAGAUUAUUCAAUGUAAAUUAUUCACAUACACCAAAAAUUGUGUUGACCAGUUAAAUAAAGUAGUAUUGGUUUAAUUAUCUAAGGAAAAA
Tetranychus urticae (two-spotted spider mite) is the source of this 721-nucleotide messenger RNA. RefSeq names its product mitochondrial ribosomal protein S24 (gene mRpS24). The record is from RefSeq and is a predicted model, not a curated record. Gene Ontology annotation, cellular component: mitochondrion. Gene Ontology annotation, biological process: translation. NCBI's taxonomy places the organism in Eukaryota, Metazoa, Arthropoda, Arachnida, Trombidiformes, Tetranychidae.